CCCUGGUACCAACACCGCCGUCAACAAUAUUCUGGCGGCGGCUGCUAGGGAGAUGGAGGAAGCCAGGCAUGCAGCUAGAGCUGGGGAGAGAGUCGUGGCUAGCAUCCAGACUGAACAGGAGCAAGCCGCUGCAGCGGCGGCCGCGGCAUCGUCGACGUCCAACGACAUCAAGCGUGACCCGGACGAGGACCGCCCCAAGAAGCGGGUCUCCAUCAUGUCUCCCGAGGACGACAAGCUGCGCGCCAAGAAGAAGAUGACCGUGCGCUUCCAAGAUGACAGCAAGACUGACGAGCGCCCCAAUAAAAUCACUUCACCGGGCGCCCCCAACGACACUCACAAGUCGGACGAGAAUGCCAAGACGGGAGGCAUCAAGGUGGUGCAGCUGGCUGUACUGCAGAAGCCGACCAACAAUGAGCAUGAUGAUUCUGAUGAGAAGAACAAGCACAUGAUGGACGACGACGAGGAAACCGACUCUAGUGGGUCGGUGUCGGACUCCGCCGCCAACGACUCGCAGGAGGGCCGGCCCCAUGUCUGCGACGUCUGCGAUCUGAGGUUCCAACGCUCGUCGCACCUGUCGCGGCACAAGCUGACUCACACGGGCGAGCGGCCGUUCACUUGCGGCGGCUGCGGCCGUUCCUUCGCGCGCUCCGACAAGCUGCGUGUUCACACCAAGAUCUGCGAGCGCGAGGACCCCACCGUAGACAUGACCAACGAGUCGACCGCGAAGCGCGAGAACAGCUCUGAAGUGAUGUCCGGCAUGGUCCGGACCACCCACCGCGAGUCCGGACACCUGGUGUUCACGCCCAGCGGUGACGUCAUGCUGCCGCCGCGCGCCAACAGCCUGCUGCUCAACUCCUCGCUGGAGCCGGCGCGCGAGCUGCCGGGCGAGCUGGUGGACCCGCCGCGGCGCGGUCGUGGCCGGCCGCGCAAGACGCCGCUGCCGCUGACGCCCAAGAUCAAGAAGAAGCGCGGCCGCCCGCCCAAGACUUCGCUCGACAUGGAGGGCUGCGUGCUGACCAGCGGUACCGUGAUGGGUCCGAGCCCGCAGCAGGCGCCGCAGCCCGUCGCGCACAUGACGCCGUCCGGCCAGCAGCUCAUGCUCAAGCGCAAGCGCGGCCGCCCGCCCAAGAACUACCUUAUGCCGCGCCCUGGUAAGUGCCUUAACGAUGUGACUGCAGCCGCUGUAGUGAAAUACCCAGCCAGUAGUUUAAAUAGUAGGAAAUUCAUACCCAAGAGAAGCGCGGCCGCCCGCCCAAGAACUACCUUAUGCCGCGCCCUGGUAAGCGACGUUACUGAACCAACAUAGUAUGUCCAUGACCUAACUGUAAUAAGCUAGCAAUAAAAUAAACCAUGUGACAUCACCGAGCUAGCAUAAAACUAAAACACCCAUAAUGUAGUCUAUACAGCUCAUGUUUAAAAGAAGCGCGGCCACCCGCCCAAGAACUACCUUAUGCCGCGCCCUGGUGAGUGCCUUU
Messenger RNA from Ostrinia nubilalis (European corn borer), 1475 nucleotides. Its product is annotated as zinc finger protein 48-like. Gene Ontology annotation, biological process: regulation of transcription by RNA polymerase II. The transcript has 8 exons. The record is from RefSeq and is a predicted model, not a curated record. Bases 53 to 1306 code for a protein of 417 amino acids. Lineage: Eukaryota; Metazoa; Arthropoda; Insecta; Lepidoptera; Crambidae. Gene Ontology annotation, molecular function: RNA polymerase II cis-regulatory region sequence-specific DNA binding; DNA-binding transcription factor activity.